Abrus precatorius (Indian licorice) is the source of this 950-nucleotide messenger RNA. RefSeq names its product zinc-finger homeodomain protein 2-like. Bases 30 to 941 code for a protein of 303 amino acids. Gene Ontology annotation, molecular function: transcription cis-regulatory region binding; DNA-binding transcription factor activity. The transcript has 2 exons. Gene Ontology annotation, cellular component: nucleus. Gene Ontology annotation, biological process: regulation of developmental process; regulation of DNA-templated transcription. NCBI's taxonomy places the organism in Eukaryota, Viridiplantae, Streptophyta, Magnoliopsida, Fabales, Fabaceae. The record is from RefSeq and is a predicted model, not a curated record.
UUAUUUUUUUAGAAAAAGUGGAGAGCGACAUGGAAUUUGACGAGCACGAAGACCAAGACCAAGAGGAAGAAGAAGAGGAAGAGGAGGAAAUGGAGUUCCCCUUGGCGGCGCCGCCGGGUUACGACUCGCUCGGAAACACGGCGGCCAGGACCAAAAUGAACGCUACCGAGGGAGUUCCUGUUGCAGCCUCCGUCAAUUCUGGUCGCAAAAGCGUGUCCACCGCCGCCGUCAGAUACCGAGAAUGUCAGAAGAACCACGCCGUCAGCAUCGGCGGCCACGCCGUCGACGGCUGCUGCGAGUUCUUGGCGGCCGGAGAAGAAGGCACGCUGGAGGCCGUAAUCUGCGCCGCCUGUAACUGCCACCGGAAUUUCCACCGCAAGGAGAUCGACGGCGAAAUUAACCCUUACCACCAGCAGCCGCGCUCGCAGCCUCAGCCUCAGCCGCUUCACCCUCAGUACCACCACCAAUUCUCCCAUUACUACCACCGCACGACGCCACCUCCCGCUGCCGGAUACCUCCACCACCACCACUUGGUCACGCCACCGGUGUCGCAACACCGCCCCCUGGCUCUGCCUCCUGUGGCGUCUGCCGGGGUUUUCAGCAGAGAAGAGGAAGACAUGUCAAACCCCAGCAGCAGCGGCGGCGGCGGCGGCGGAGGUAGCGGCAGUGGAACGAAGAAGAGGUUUCGGACAAAGUUCACGCCGGAGCAGAAGGAUAAGAUGCUGGCAUUUGCGGAGAGUGUAGGGUGGCGAAUCCAGAAGCAUGAUGAAGCUGCUGUGGAGCAAUUCUGUGCUGAGACAUGUGUCAAGAGACACGUCCUCAAGGUUUGGAUGCACAAUAACAAACACACCCUUGUCAAUAGGAUAAGUUGGAUUACCAGAGUUAAUUGUGUCUCAAGUUUUCAAAAGAAGAAAGGAACAAUUUGUAAUCUAAAAUUUUAAUUAAUGAAG